Molecule: messenger RNA, 765 nt
Organism: Egretta garzetta (little egret)
Lineage: Eukaryota; Metazoa; Chordata; Aves; Pelecaniformes; Ardeidae
Product: keratin-associated protein 5-8-like
Exons: 1
Source: RefSeq, a predicted model, not a curated record
AACUCCACCUGGUAUGAUCCCUCGGGGUCCUGGCUGGACACCCGGCGCACACCCUUCCGCUACGGCUACAACACCUGCUCCUCGGGGUGCGACGGCGAAGGCGUUGAAGGCAUGAGGGGGCACAACUAUCGGCACUAUGGCUAUCGGCAGCCAGUCUGCUCCGAGAGAUGCCACGGCUAUGCUGCAGCUGAUUCGUGCCACGGAGACGGGGGCUCAAGCUGUGUCAGGAGGCCCACAUACAGCUAUGGGUCAUCAGGGGGAUGCCACGGCUACGGGAGGUCGGUCUGCUCUGAGAGAUGCCAUGGGUCCUCAGGUUCGUGCCAGGAAAGUGGUUCAAGCUGUGUCAGGAGACCCACAUACACCUAUGGGUCAUCGGGAGGAUGCCACGGCUAUGGGAGAUCAGUCUGCUCCGAGAGAUGCCAUGAGACCUCAGGUUCGUGCCAGAAAAGUGGUUCAAGCUGCGUUAGGAGGCCCACAUACACCUAUGGGUCAUCAGGAGGAUGCCACAGCUACGGGAGAUCGGUCUGCUCCGAAAUACACCAUGGAUCAGGGUACCAGGGGGGGAAGCCGUGCUACAGCAAGCCCACGCAGUGCAUCCCACAGUGCUGCCCGGUGCAGACCUGUCCCCCUCCGGUGCAGAUCUGUCCCCCUCCCGUGCAGACCUGUCCCCCUCCGGUGCAGCAAGGCUGCGUGCCCGUGGCAAAGUGCAUCCCAAGGCAGCAGCAAAAGCAGGUCUGCAAAGUGCCGGCCCGGAAGAUAAAGUAG